This is a messenger RNA of Cydia strobilella, 8110 nucleotides long. RefSeq lists its product as uncharacterized. NCBI's taxonomy places the organism in Eukaryota, Metazoa, Arthropoda, Insecta, Lepidoptera, Tortricidae. The transcript is spliced from 19 exons. The coding region runs from base 266 to 7108 and encodes 2280 amino acids. The record is from RefSeq and is a predicted model, not a curated record.
CCUGUUCCGUGUUAUCUUUAUUUUAUUUUGUGUUUAUCAGAGUAUUUAACCCUCAAAAAUUAGCAUAAACUUACAUUAAAUACUAUUUAUCCAAUCCACUGAUGAAAGUCCUAAUAUUAUUACCGGCUUUUAACUGCUCUUAAACAUUUCGUAAAUUCGUGUUGUUCCAAAUAUGUUUAUCAACAAAAUAUGUUCAACGUUUAUCAGUGAUACCUACUUAUGAGUGACAAUUUGUAGCAGUGAGUGUGCGGCGUCCUCAGAAGAGAUGGACCGGUCUGGGGGUUAUGCCUCGGAGGUGGAGAAGGUCCUUUUUCCAUCCGAGCUUCACCUCAUGCGGCUCGUCGUGUGCGGGUUGCGCGCGGCGGCGCGUGCGGCGAGCGCGUCGCGGCAGACGCGAGGGUCGCUGGAGGCGGCGGCGUGCCGCGUCAUCGCGAGGCAGGCGGGGAUGAAACACGAGGAUGUUCAUGGCUUGUGGUGCACUUUUCGAGCUAUGUCACUGCGUAAACUGCGCGCACAUCUAGCGCGCGGCGACGUGCCAGCGACUAAUGAGCGAUUGACUACUCUUGAGUGGGCCGUUGUAGAUCUGCUAAUGCUGUACGACACGCCGCUUCUUAGUGUGGCAAGCUUCCAUCAGCGCGCGCAGCUGGCGGCCCUGGAGCGCACCUUCGAGCUGGUGCAGCGGUUCCAGCUGGAGCCGGAACAUGGCGGGGCCGAGUCUCCUGAACAGUGGAGCCGCGCGGCGGACUGCUACUGCAACAAUGGCGUAGUGUUGUCGGCGGUGGCGCUGCAGCGGCGCUGGUACGAGCUGAAGCUGGACACGCGGCAACGCGUAUGUGCCCCCAACGUCCCGGGCACCCCUCGCCCGCUCUUGGUGCCGAUACACGAGGCCGUCGCGAACAGGUACCCUCACGUGGUGAAUUCCAGAGAGUUGUUGACAUGGCGUGAGCUGGUGGCCGCGGGGAGGGUCGGCGAACCUACCAGCGAGCGCGGGCCGGCGCCGGGCGCGCCUCGUGUGGACGCGGCGGUCAAGGUGCGCACACACGAUGCGGAAAAAAGUGUAGAGAUUAUUGAUUUACUGGACGACGAGGAUGACGAAAAAAAUUUACUGAACGACGAGGAAGACGAAAAAAGUGCUCACAAUGAGGCACCAGGCAGCACUUCCAAUAUUACUCCGGUUACUACUGCUGAUAACGAACUUAAUGGUUCAGAGAAUAGUCAAAGAAAAAGUAGUAGAAAUAUAAACCAAAACAAGAAUACCUCUAGAUAUAAAGGCUUUGGUAAAAAUAUAGAUAUAAAAAUUAAACCGGAAAUAAUAGAAAUAGAUGACGAUGCUCCGAGUCCGAAGGAAAACAUUGUAGAAGUAAUGCAAGAUAUAGACUUAAAUAAUGUAGAUGCAUCGAUAGUCUAUGUAAGUGACGAGGAAGACGUUAAAAACAUCAUUGACGUUCAAAUGGGUAACGUUGAUAAAACGGUAGAGACGGCUACAGUUGUGAAUGAAAAGAAUGAAAACUCUAAUAUUAGUAAUUCCAUUUUACACCAGGAAGUGAAAGUUGAAAGCAAUUGGAACGAUUGCCAAAAUAUCUCAAACAUCAGUGAUGAAGAUAAAAAAAAUGAUAUUGCAGAACAUAGCCUUGUAAAAAUAGACGAAAUAUGUGAUAGCGACGAAAAAUACGUUAAAUGUUCUUCUCCUGAUUUGAAUAAUCAAAUAGAAAAACUUUGGCGCAUCAAAGAAGGUAGUGAAAAUGUUAAUAUUAAAAGUGAAAUAGUAAACAAUGCAAUUGUAUGCAAUAACCUUGACAAAGUAGCAGAGCAAUUGAAAGACGAAAUACUUAAUAAAUAUUGCGUUGUGCCAUCAGCACAAAAUGAAGACACAAGCGUUAGCGACACAAGUGAAGAGUCAAGUGGUUUUGACCCCAAGCUACUUAUGUGCCCGGUAAUACUAUUAAGAAGAAUAGAUGACCCAAGAUCUAUAGACAAACCACCAUUACCAAUCCAUAGACAAUCAAACACCCAAAAAUCUAAUAAAACUUCAUACAGCAGAUUAUUUUAUGAGAAAAAGAAAGAAAUAACAAAUGCUACUCGACCUUCUUACAGUAGAUUACAUUAUGAGAAAAAUAAAGCUAGAUUGCUCUAUGAAAAAAAUAUACCUAGAUCGUUCUAUGAGAUAAACAAAGCACUGUUAAGGCAAUGCAAGCCCUGUAUGGUGUAUUUGAGAAGAGUGGACGAGGAGGGCAGAAACGUCCGUAUGUUCCCCCUGGAAGGAAGGAAGAGAGUGCGACUCCCGGACAUGGAGAAAGUGAAAAGGAAUAAUCGUGGUAUACUGACGGCGGAGGUCGCGCCGCUGCUGCCUAUGCAAAGUUCCGCCAUGGUGAAGCGAGUGCGACCCGAUCCAACCUACAGCGAUCAAUCUGCGAUCUCAUCAUCGACUUUACUAGCUUCUGGUCUAAAUCCUUUACAGAACACGUUCCGACCUUCGGUCCUGCCGCCAUGGACACAAAUUCUAAGCCAACCAGACACACAACCAGACAGAGACAGACAAGACCCAGAUCCAUCUUCCUUAUUGGAAAAAUUGCUUGUUGGCAACCCUUCUUAUCAGAAUUCAUCAGUAAUUGACCCAGCAUUACAACAAAACUAUUUCAUAUAUCCUCCAACUCAGUUUAACUUGCUGCAUUCCCAAAACGGCUCUUUACUUCAAAAUCAAAGUUCUCAGAGUCAAUUACAGAAUUUAAAUGUUCCUAUGCAAGGUUUCAUGUCGAAUCCAAUGUUACAAGCGACUAAUACAAACUGGCCACACGGUCUACAACAAAAUAUAACAAAUAACUGGCCUCAAAAUGUAUUUACAAACAUGUGCCCGUCUGUGCUUCAGACACUAGAAGCAAAAACGACAGCAACGGGAAUUAUACCAACACCGAACAUAUCAUCACAAAAUAUAGCUAUGCCAAAUAUAUCAACACAGAAUUUAAAGAUGCAAAAUAUAUCCACACAGAAUAUGUUAACGCAAAAUAUACCGGCACAAAAUAUGACAAUGCAAAAUGUAUCAAUGCAGAAUAUAGCAACGGAAAAUAUGGCAACACAGAAUAUAGCUGCGCACAAUAUAGCAACACAAAUUCAAACAUCAGAAACACAGAAUGUAGUUACAGCAGAUGAAGUAGAAACAGCGAUAGCACAACGGAAUAUAUUAACUCCGAAUACAGCAAUGCAAAAUAUGUCAACACAGAAUAUGUCAACGCAAAAUAUACCAACACAAAAUAUAGCAACGCAAAACAUAUCAUCACAGAAUAUACCAAUACUAAAUAUAUCGACACAGAAUGUAACUGCGCAAAAUAUAUUAACUCAGAAUAUGGCAACGCAGAAUAUAGGACCGCAAAAUCAAACUCCAGAAACUCAGAAUGUAACUACAGUAGAUGAAUUAGCAACAGGGAAUAUAUUACCUCAGAAUACAGCAAUGCAAAAUAUAUCAACGCAAAACAUAACAUCACAGAAUAUAGCGACACCAAAUACAUCAACACAGAAUAUUGCAAUGCAAAAUAUACUGACACAAAAUAUGGCAACACCAAAUAUUUCAACACAGAAUAUAACAAUGCAAAAUAUAUCAACGAAAAAUACAACAACACCAAGUAUAUCUACACAAAAUAUUGCAAUGCAAAAUAUACCAACGCAGAUUAUAGAAACACCAAAAAUUUUGAUACCAAACUGGGGAUUGGCCAACAUGGCUGGCGUAAUACCUUUGACACAAACAAGUGUUAAUCAGCCGAGUCUAACGAUUGACGGAACUUUACUCGCUCAAAGUUUUCAAGGCAUCAUUCUAAAACAAGAAGAACCGUUAAACCAAUUUAUAACUGGUUCACAACCUAAUCCAUUUAUAGUGAACCCUUCUUGCGUUUAUACAGCGCCUACACCGAUGCUUAUGAGCCCACAAUCUGCGUUUGUUACCAACCACGCCAUGCUAUGUGGGUCGGUAUUGCAAAUCAUGCAACCUACCCCUGAUGGUUCUACUAGUAUGACUCAGCCAAAUCCGGUUGAAGAUUCUACCAAUACUAAAAUACUGCAACAAAACUUACAAAACCCAAUCGAAGGUACUUCCGACACCAGCGUUAAAAUGGAGGUGGAUGCAGAAACUAGUGGUUCAAGUGAUGGUGUUUUGAAAACCACCGAACAAGUUAAUUUGCUUCAGGUGGUGCCUGUACAUAAUCUUUUUGAAAUGGUACCGAGAAAAUACACGUACUCAUCGACGGAUAAUAAGAAUUUUUCAUACAAAAGUUCAGACAUCCUUGACUGGGAUUUGUUUCCGCUCUCCCCGUCUUAUUUAAUAAAAGAGCGCAAGAUGGAGUUCAAGCACGUUCUGUGCACGGGCCCCGGCCAGGGCUGGAGGCUGAAGGGCCACCUGGUGGUCAGCAACCAACAGAAGCCGCCGCCGGUGGCUGCUAUGUGGUCAUUGAGGCCUAGGGUCCGACUGCAACUGCCGACAGCCGAAGAGGACUGCAAGGAUGCCAAGGCGGCCCCGAACGUGCUGUUCCGAGACAGACUCUACCAAAAGCUUUUCGACUAUCCGCUUACAUACGCUCUGAUGCUGGUGGCGGUGGAGUCCGCGGCUGCGUGUACACGGCUGCUGUCCGGGGGCGCCGCACUGCAGCUGUACUGCCUACAAACUGGAAUCUUGCACGCGAUACAAGCACAGCGUCUAGACAACGGCUCCUUCAUCCUCUCCGGCGACGCCGACGUGGAGUCCCCGCUCGCGGAGCUCACCCGCCGCCUGCACCCCCCCGCGCGCCCCUCCCCCGCCGCGCCCCCCUCCGCCGCCGCGCCCCCCGCACCGCCGCCGGAGCCGCCCGCGCCGCUACUGAGCGCGCUCGUCGCCGCCGCGCGCAGACCGUUGCCCGGGCAACAAGCGCCCGACGCGGCGCCCCCCUCCCCCGCCCCCGCCGCCGCGCCCCCCGCACCGCCGCCGGAGCCGCCCGCGCCGCUACUGAGCGCGCUCGUCGCCGCCGCGCGCAGACCGUUGCCCGGGCAACAAGCGCCCGACGCGGCGCCCCCCUCCCCCGCCCCCGCCGCCGCGCCCCCCGCACCGCCGCCGGAGCCGCCCGCGCCGCUACUGAGCGCGCUCGUCGCCGCCGCGCGCAGACCGUUGCCCGGGCAACAAGCGCCCGACGCGGCGCCCCCCUCCCCCGCCCCCGCCGCCGCGCCCCCCGCACCGCCGCCGGAGCCGCCCGCGCCGCUACUGAGCGCGCUCGUCUCCGCCGCGCGCAGACCGUUGCCCGGGCAACAAGCGCCCGACGCGGCGGCGACGGCGCCGAUGUUGAGCGCAUUGAUUUCCGCAGCGAGGAAGCCUCCCGUCCCGAAAUCUGCGUUUGAACCGGUCUUAUCUUCGCCACUAUCGGGCGCGUCUGAAUCUGAUGUACCGUCUACGUCUGCGUCGUUUGAAGAAUCCCCGCCCCUGUCGGUGUCCCCGCGUCCUCCGGUGUCCCCCGCCCCGAGCCCCGCCGCGUCGCUACCGUCGGCGCCUUCUGAAGGGUCAUCUCCGCGACCCGUUUUAUCAUCUCCGCCCGCGCCGACUGCGCCGGAACCGACGCCGGAAACGUCGGGAGCGUCCCCGUCGUCCGCUUCGGUCCCGACCGGUUGGACUGCUCGAGUACGACCCCCGCGGACCGAACAAAAACCGUCCCCGGCGAGACGGCCGAAAUUGAAAUCGAUAAAACGAGGAACGCCGGCGACCGCUUCGGUGGCAUCCGCGUGUCGCUCGCGGGCGGAACCAAAACGCGCGCGGAGACGACCGAAGUCGAAACCGCCGGCGCCGAGGAAACGAGUGAUAACGGUGACCGCUCUAGUGGCAUCCGCGUCGUCUUCCCUAUCGAGCGAGUCGACCGCUCGAACACCGCCCGCGAGUGACACGCGGGCGGAGCAAAAACGCGCGCGGAGACGACCCAGAUUGAAACGAGUGACGACGGUGACCGAUCUAGUGACAUCCGCACCGUCUUCGGUACGAGCAGAGUCGACUGGUCGAAUACCACCCGCGAGUGACGCGCAGGCGGAGCCGAAACCCGCGCGGAGACGACCGAGGUUGAAAUCACCGGCGCCGAGGAAACAGGAAACAUGCACAAAACAAGAGAAUACGCAAUACGACUGGGACAUGUUGUCGGAAGCGGAGUUCGUAGCCAACUACCGGCUGCCCAAGCACCGCGUGCAAGCGCUGGCCAGCGAGUUAGGAUCACUCAUACAGAACCAUUGCAUUACGAAAAUCCUGUCCUGCCUGCGGUACUUGGCGACGGACACUGCGCGCCCCCUAGCGGGCGCCUCGCAAGUUAUUGACGCGCUCAACCAUCAUACUUGCAUCAACAAGUACAUCACGUUCCCGCUGCAGGCGGCGGCGCGAGACAGGGUCACUGACAGGUUCAAACAACUAUACAAGCUUCCUAACGUACUGGGCGUGGUCGACGGGGUGCAAAUAGCACUACACGACUUGUCUCCGGCCCAUGAGGAUGUCUUCCUCAACCGAGCCGGCUUCCACUCGCUCAACGUGCAACUUAUCUGCGACGCCGACCUGAACAUAUUAAGCGUGGACAACAGCCAGGGUGGCUGUGUGCAUGACUGCGCCGUCUGGGCAGCACAUCCGCUGCACCUGCAGUUGCAGCGGCUGCAUAAACAAGGAGAACGCGUUUACUUGCUAGGUGAUUCCGGCUACCUCCAGCGCGUAACCCUCAUGACCCGCUUCCCCACCCCCUCCAACCCCUACGAAACCCUCUACAACUUCUUCCAUUUCCGCGCCUGGAGCUCCAUCAAACAAUGUAUCCACAUGCUCCGACGACGAUGGAGAAGACUCACUAUAUCACUACCAGAAAAUAAAGCGAGAAAAAUCAUCAACGCUUGCGCAGUGUUACAUAAUAUGGCGCAGCAAUGUUGUGCUCCGGUACUUCUACCGGAUGUACGUUUAAAGGAACAGAAAAGGAAAGAUGCAUUGUUAGAGGAGCAGCAAGAGAGCGCGGUGGCGAGUUUGGUGACGGCGCCAGACAGAGAGAGACUGCUAAGGGAGUGGAAGAAAGGUGUUGCUGCUAGGAAUCUUCUCGUGGAAUCGAUAAAGAGCACCAUCGAAUCUGGUGUUACGAGUAGAUAACUUUAUCUGUUUCGCCUAAUUUUUGAAUUAUAGGUAAGGAUUGGGACCGAAAAUACUUCCCUGUGGCAUUCCAAAGCAGAUGUUAUCUGCUACCCAUUGCUUUCUAAAUUUUUACCAUUUUUUUGUCUAUUUCUAUAAGAGUUAAAAACUUGUACGAUUACAGAAGAUGAGAAUCGAAAUCUAGACAAAAUCGAAGGCCUUAUAGCUGGAGACUACAAAUAGAAAUGGUAAAAAACUAUCGGAAAAGAAAGCGAGUCAUGUAUUACAUAACAUAUGCAAUGAUCCGCGUUAUCGGCUAUAUCAGUGUGGGGAUUACUGCAAGAUGCUUUUGUUUAUUUACCUUUAUAGUAUAUAAAGACAUUUUGAUUUUAUUUUUGAUCCGAUAUCAUAAAUUUAGAAUUGAUACUCAAAAUUUGCUGAAAUCUUCUCCUUAAUUUUAGUAAAUGUGUUUUUUUACUAACGUUGUUAUACAAAUUGCGUAUCAGUUAAAACAUUUUUUUAUUGUUCUAUCGUUUUCGAGAUCUUUAUAUUACCUUGUAAAUAAAACCAGUAGUUAAGGCCGUUCCAUCGGUUUGCCGCUGUCUCUGUCACAUUUCGCAAGAAAGAACGGGAAAGAUCAUGCGCGCCAAGUGUCAAUUUUAAUCAAAUUUUGUCGAUUUUUAUUUAUUUUAAAAACGUUACCCUACAAUAUCGAAAUUCGAAAGCUAUGAAAUUAUUAUUUAAGUUAAGAUUGUUUUUUUUUUUCUUUUUUGUUUAUAGUAUCACAUAAUAAAUAACCGAGUAAAGUUGGAUUAAAACUCCGAGUUAGAGGUUACUUUGGGAAUUAAUUGUAUCGAGCGAAGUGUCAUAAUUCGUGUAUCGGAAGCUAUGAUAUUAAAGAAAAUUUAGUCAAGAACUACAUAUAUUUUUUCCACGUCUACGAAUAUCAACGCCUCUUAGAAAAACAGGAUCAUAUAAGGAGAAUUUUCGCCUUCUGGCUCAGGGAACCGCCUUAAUUUUAUU